AUGGCUGAAAAUUGGGUAGAAGAAGGCUCGAAAAAUACUUCUGCUCCGACGUCGCCCCCUAGUUGUCAAACCUCCUCAACAAGAAGAUCAAGGCAAAGAAACAUAUUCCAUCUAUUAAGUCAUCGAGAGGUGUCUCCUCGAACAAAACACCAAGCUAAAAGGCAUUGGAAUAAGCCUCCGACUUGCGGCGCUGGUUACAGUGAGUUAAGAUAUUCAGCUACAGAUGCUAAACAUGAUUUAUUUUCGUGGGCAGAAUCACAGUCCCUGCAUCGUUGGUCUGCAAAGUAUUGCCCUCUUAUGCCACCCCCUAGGUCAACUAUUGCAGCUGCAUUCAGUUCGGAUGGGAAAACACUUGCAUCAACGCAUGGUGACCAUACUGUUAAAAUAAUUGACUGCCAAACAGGGAAAUGUUUGAAAGUGUUGGGUGGACAUCGGCGCACACCUUGGGUGGUUAGAUACCAUCCCUUACAUUCUGAUAUACUUGCCAGCGGGAGUUUGGAUCAUGAAGUCCGUCUUUGGGAUGCUAAUACCUCAGAUUGUAUUGGAUCUCAGGAUUUCCAGAGGCCAAUUGCAUCCAUUGCAUUUCAUGCAAGGGGGGAGAUUCUGGCAGUUGCAUCAGGUCACAAAUUGUUCAUAUGGAACUACAAUAGGCGAGGGGAGUCUUCUGCCCCGACCAUUAUAUUAAGAACCCGCCGUUCGUUGAGAGCUGUGCAUUUCCACCCUCAUGGUGCUCCAUAUCUUCUUACGGCAGAGGUUAACAAUCUUGACUCCGCAGACUCACAGCUGACCCAUGCAACAUCUACUGGCUAUUCAAACUAUCCCUCAGCUUUGUUUUUUGCAAACAUCAACUCUAGAGGCUAUCCACAUCUUGAGUCUAAUAUGUCAUCACCUUGCCUAAUUUGGCCUGCAUUCCUCAGGGAUGAUGGAAGUCUAUAUAUUCCUCGAAAUGACUUGGCUAGUGGUUCAACCAAUGUGCAGCAGAGUUCGUCAUCUUUAGCUCAAAAUGUAUUGUCGUCAGAUGCUGAAAACCAGCAGUCUGACCAGUCUGUAACCCCUAUGGAUGUAUGUCCAGGGGAACCAUCUGCGUCUAGUGAUGUUCAAAUGCCUUCCACGAGCAACAGCCUGCCACUUCCGGCAAUAGCCAGGCCUUCAGGAUCUGCUGUUGAUCGUAUGCCAGUGAAUUCAUUCACCACUAGUGGGUUAGAUGUUCAAAUGUUUCUAAGAAAUUCAGAGGGUGGAAAUCACCAUCACGAUCUCUUCAGUGACUCGCGUAGCUGGGAGCUGCCUUUUUUGCAUGGUUGGUUGAUGGCCCAAAGUCAGACAGGUGCUUCUUCAUCGAUACCGAUUCCCGCUGGCAGUACUAGAGGAUCAAAUCGACACUAUGCCUCACGCCCUCAUGCUUUGGCCUCUGUACCAGGGGUUGGGAAUUCACUUCUGGGUCCACAAAUCGAUGAAGCUGAGGCUCAUGCUGCGUCCUUAGGUGUUGGAUCAGAACUUGCUACCUCACUGUUUUCUGCCGGCGCUGCUGAAUUACCUUGUACAGUGAAGCUUAGAGUAUGGCGGCAUGAUAUCAAGAAUCCAUGUGUUGCAUUAGAAACCAAGGCAUGCUGCUUGACAAUCUCUCAUGCCGUUCUUUGCAGUGAAAUGGGUGCCCAUUUCUCCCCUUGUGGACGAUUUCUGGUGGCUUGUGUUGCAUGUUUGCUGCCUCAAACAGAAGGUGACCAGGGUAGCCAAUUACCUGUGCAGUAUGAGUCUACAGGAGCUGGAACAUCACCAACUCGUCACCCACUUCCCUCCCACGGAGUGAUUUACGAGCUUCGGGUUUAUUCUCUUGAGGAGGCAACAUUUGGAGAAAUUCUCACGUCCAGAGCAAUAAGAGCGGCUCAUUGUUUAACUUCCAUUCAGUUUUCGCCUACUUCAGAACACAUACUAUUGGCAUAUGGACGUCGUCAUAGCUCGCUGCUCAGGAGCAUUGUUAUGGAUGCGGAGACGACUGGAAUUCCUGUAUAUACUAUCUUAGAGGUUUACAGAGUUUCGGACAUGGAGCUGGUAAGAGUUCUUCCUAGUGCUGAAGAUGAAGUCAAUGUUGCAUGCUUUCAUCCUUCCCCUGGAGGUGGUCUUGUUUAUGGGACUAAGGAAGGGAAGCUCAGGAUCCUACAACACAAUGGCGCAGACGCUGCAAGCAUGGGGCUGAAUUGCUUUAUCGAGGAAAGUUCAGAGGUAUGCGUUGGAAGGCUGAAUGAUCAUUUGCGUCAUGAGCUUAUAUGUGUACCUUCUCUGGAACUUUUGUCUGCAAGCUCCAUUUUUGUUUAG
Molecule: messenger RNA, 2313 nt
Organism: Triticum turgidum subsp. durum (durum wheat)
Lineage: Eukaryota; Viridiplantae; Streptophyta; Magnoliopsida; Poales; Poaceae
Source: the annotation of a GenBank genome assembly